Electrophorus electricus (electric eel) is the source of this 2507-nucleotide messenger RNA. RefSeq names its product bone morphogenetic protein 10, like (gene bmp10l). Gene Ontology annotation, cellular component: extracellular region. Lineage: Eukaryota; Metazoa; Chordata; Actinopteri; Gymnotiformes; Gymnotidae. The record is from RefSeq and is a predicted model, not a curated record. Gene Ontology annotation, molecular function: growth factor activity; cytokine activity. Gene Ontology annotation, biological process: BMP signaling pathway.
ACACCCACAUCAAUCUGCCUGCCACAGAAGUGAGAAAUCGAGGGACACUUUCACAAGACUACUACAGGCACCUGGAGUCCAGUACUCUUUUGCUCUAUCUCCAUAUUCCUCCUUCUUACAUUGGCAUUGGUUUGAUCUCACCCAAUGGCUGUUAUAGAGCUGUCCAUGCUCGGCUACGUUCGGACCAUAAUCCUUUGUGUCCUGCUGCAUCCACACCGAGGUCAGGCAAGUCCGAUUCCAUCCCUUGAUGAGCCCUUGUCAGUUUCUGAAGUGUUUGGUGCUGUGGAUCCAUCUAUGCUGGAGCAGGAGGAUAAUGGAGAUGUCCAGGCGUUGCUGGGGCACUUCCUCUACAUGUUAAAUUUAACCGACCAAGGGCCACAGGCAAGGCCUCGUACAGCUCACGUUGAGCCGCCGGAAUACAUGCUGGAACUGUACAACCAGUACGUUAACGACCGCACCACCGUGCCUGCCGCUAAUAUCGCACGCAGUUUCAAGAACGAAGACUCAUCUCCCCCCAGUGUGACAGGCAGAGGGGUGAGGACACACCCCCUCAUGUUCAACGUCUCCGUCCCUCACCACGAACACGUUACUGCCGCUGAGCUCCGCCUCUACAUGUUGGUCCAUCGGGAUCCUCUUCACUAUAAUGGAGUUGACUGGAAGAUGACUGUUUUUGAGAUUCUGGGUGAAGAUGCAUCUUCACUUUGGCAGAAGCCUGAGGGUGGGAAGAGCAGAGAAGUGGAGAACGUUCUGAUUGGAGUGCAGGAGCUGGUGGCGAAGCAGGGACACCGCAAGGAGAGCGGAUGGGAGGUGUUCGAUUUGACGGAUGCCGUCCAUCGCUGGAGGAAGACGGGGACCACCAGCCACUGGCUACAGCUUCAUGUUGAGAACAUCAAUAAUGAUGCCAUGGAGAACCAGCUGCUGGACAAAGACCAACGAGCUGGCGUGAUUUUAACUUUGCUGGACAUUGACCGGAACCCAAAGGGGAAACACGAACCAGUGCUAAUUGUGUUUUCAGAUAAAGAGAGUGAUAAUCACCAUGAAAAUCACAAGGACAAGCCAGGGCGGAUAAGCAUGGGCGGGAAUAAUGACCUGCAGAAUUUUAACGGACUCUGGGCAGGUGAAAAUGAAGAUGACAAGAAGCAGCAGAAUGAGGCCCUUUUAAUGCAAAUGCGUUCCAAUGUCCUUUACGACAAUGCCCCCAGAACCCGUCGCAAUGCCAAGGAAAGCCACUGCAAGAGGACUUCGCUCUAUGUGGAUUUUAAGGACAUUGGCUGGGACUCGUGGAUCUUGGCCCCACCGGGAUUUGAGGCGUACAUGUGCCAUGGGUCGUGCAAUUACCCAAUAACGUCGCAACUGACACCCACCCAGCAUGCCAUCAUCCAAACGCUAGUCAAUCUGAAAAGCCCUAAGAAGGUCUCACAAGCCUGCUGUGUGCCAACCAAGCUGGAACCAAUCUCUCUUCUGUAUGUAAAUGAGAAUGGCCACGUUAUUUUCCAGCAGAGAUACGAGGGCAUGGUGGUAGCAGAAUGUGGUUGCAGAUAGUUAGGACUGAAGAGCUAUGCAAGAUAACAACAAACUCUUCUGAAUCAACCAAUAUGAGAAAAGAUAAGGUCGAGUGAAUGAGAGAUAUUAACAAGUCAUCACACCAUGAUAAUUAACACUACAUUUGUGUGAUAAUUAACAAAUUAUCUAGCAGCUCCACAUAGAAAUAAUAAUAAAAAACACUGUCAUUAGGACAGUAGCGUGUACAAAUAUCUCAACAUUCAUGUGCCUGUCAUGAAAUUAAUAGAAUGCUAACCAGAGGUCAUGGAGCAAAAGAGAUGGCCAUUUGGAUUUCAUUAAGUGUACACCUGCUAUUGUAAAUUGAGGUAUUUCUUUAACAGUUUUGUGUAGGUUAGAACACAGUGCUUUCCCAUGCGUGUCCAUAUAGAAUCUAGACAUCUUGCAGCUCUCUUGUGUAAUCAUGUAAUUAGCAGUAACAGUAAUUAACUUUUAGCCAAACAACAUUAUCGCCAACAAGAAAAAACCCCGACCCUCUUAGUUGAGAAUAUAUCUGAUAAUAUUCUACCUUUCAUGAACCUAUUUAAAUUUAAUCACUUAUGCAGUUUAUGUCAUGCAUUUUUUUGGCUUGACAGUAUGAUUAAAAUGCACAUGGAAAUACAGAUUGAAAUUACUUUAUUACUUAAACUACCAGGUGCACGAUGAAGUGUUUUCAUUUGGAGUCAGAGAAUUAUUAACCUCCAGGUUCAUGCAUACCUAUAAUAGUAUUUCUUGAGCACCCUUACUGAAAAAAACAUGCAAUUCUCAAGGAAUGAGCAAAGAGCUAAACAAAUUGGUUUCCACUGGUAUCUUCAGAGUUACUCUGCCUUGUUUACUAACUUAUUUUCAUUUAUUCCCUUGCUGUCAGACAUUAUUUCCAAGUGUACAUUGAGAUUUCAAACCUGAAGCGUCUUUCGCAAAGAGCGCGCCUGCACUGUGCAGAGAAUAAAAAUGAAUGGAUUCUCUUA